AUGUGCGGAAUCCAGCUUUCACGUACAACCGCCCACCAACCAGCAGCAAACGGACUCGUGGAACGCUUCCACCGGACGCUGAAGGCAGCCAUCAUGUUCCACGCGGACCAACAGUGGACUGAGGCGCUUCCCCUGGUACUCGUCGGAAUCCGCACUGCUUUCAAGGAGGACCUGCAAGCAUCGGACCUAACACGCCGGGAACUGGAGCCCCCCUACACCGGCCCCUACCAGGUCCUGUCACGGAGAGAGAAGACGCUGCAACUCCUCGUGCGCGGAAAGCACGUCACUGUAUCAGCCGACAGAGACAAGCCAGCCUACAUCCUGCAAGAGACCGACCGCGGAACUAGCAUCAACCCACCAGCCGCAGCCACACCGACCGUAGGACCACCUGCCAUCACAACACAGUACCCUACAAGAACUACACGCUCCGGGCGCCACAUCCAUUUACCCGCUCGCCUGAAAUUAUGA
Messenger RNA from Cryptotermes secundus, 468 nucleotides. RefSeq lists its product as uncharacterized. The transcript is spliced from 2 exons. NCBI's taxonomy places the organism in Eukaryota, Metazoa, Arthropoda, Insecta, Blattodea, Kalotermitidae. Gene Ontology annotation, molecular function: nucleic acid binding. Gene Ontology annotation, biological process: DNA integration. The record is from RefSeq and is a predicted model, not a curated record. The coding region runs from base 1 to 468 and encodes 155 amino acids.